Penicillium odoratum is the source of this 852-nucleotide messenger RNA. RefSeq lists its product as uncharacterized. The record is from RefSeq and is a predicted model, not a curated record. Bases 1 to 852 code for a protein of 283 amino acids. The transcript has 3 exons. Lineage: Eukaryota; Fungi; Ascomycota; Eurotiomycetes; Eurotiales; Aspergillaceae.
AUGACAAACCUUAUCGACCUGCUCAAUGGAGCCAGCCGUCUCCGCUCAGGAGUCCCAUGCUCAUUUGCCGAUGAAAACCCUCGCGUUGGUGGCUCACACCACGUCUUCCAAAUCAUCAUUGCAGACUCGGUACAUUGGGCGGCCCGAAUCAGCAUCAAUCCCAAUACUUGGAAAGAGAUCAAAGCGCCAAACAUCUUUGUCGAUGAAGAACGCCGUGUGCUCUACUCAGAAUGGGUCAUUGGCAAGCCACUAGCAAUAUGGAAUCAUGAAAUUCAUUCCAUCAAACGUCUGAGGAUGUUGGCUGGCCUUGCGGAAUUUCUAUUGUACUUAUGGACUACACCGGUUCCUUCUGAUCUUGUUACGAACAAAGAUUGUCGGUACUCGACUUGGCUUAUGGAAAGUCUGGAUCAAGGUCUUCGUCGAAUUCUUGCUGGGACUGCUAGAUGGGGCAAUGCUGUCAACUAUCUAAUUAUGCGGUCUAUGGUCUCGAAUUAUGCUGCUGAAUUCGAUAACACUAGUACUGGAAUUGGGUUUAGCCAUGGGGAUCUGAAUGCGUAUAAUAUCAUGACAAAUGAAGACUUAAGCAUAACAGGGGUCGUCGACUGGGACUGGACUUCCGUGGCUCCACUGCCAGCCAUUAUUCACCACCCUUGGUUUAUGGCCGAUAUUCCCGGAUGGAAUAACGACGGCGUGUCAGAUGGUGAAAAUUUCCUUGAUGACCGCCUCUCUCUUCAAGAUUUUGUGAGAAGGAAAGAGAUUUCUCAGAAGCUGCCUCUUACGGUGUCAACUUUGCUGAAAGACUCUGGCAAAAGACUGUAUUUCCAGUCAGCUUUCCACUUUAAGUAUCCAUGA